UCCUCAGACCGUACUCCUCAUCAGAUCCUUAUCUUCAGGAUGCUCCUCCGCUGCGGUGUGUGGUGUGUUGUGAUGUGUGUGUCGGGCCCCCUGCUGGUGUGGGGCCAGAAUGAGACAGAGCCGAUCGUGCUGGAGGGGAAGUGUCUGGUGGUGUGUGACUCUGCGCCCGCCACGGAGCCGUCCGGGAGCGCUCUGGGCAUGUCUGUGCGCUCGGGAGGAGGACGCGUCGCUUUCUCUGCCGUCAGGAACAAUAACCAUGAGCCCUCUGAGAUGAGCAACCGCACCAUGACCAUCUACUUUGACCAGGUUUUGGUGAAUGUCGGCAGUCAUUUCGAUCCGGCGCGGAGUGUUUUUCUGGCUCCUCGAAAAGGAGUUUACAGCUUCAGCUUCAAUGUGGUCAAAGUUUACAACAGACAAACGAUACAGGUGAGUCUGGUGUUGAACGGUUGGCCAGUGAUCUCUGCGUUCGCCGGUGAUCAGGACGUGACUCGAGAAGCAGCGACGAACGCUGGUCUGGUACUGAUGGAGCGCGGAGACAAAGCCAACCUGAAGCUAGAGCGAGGAAACCUGAUGGGCGGAUGGAAAUACUCCACCUUCUCCGGCUUCCUCGUCUUCCCCUUAUAGGAGACAGCAGAAACGCCCCUUUCACACAUGCAGACUCUUCUGGACAUUACACAUCAAAAAAUACUAUAGUAACUACUACUGUAAAUAAAAUCUAUAGUAAAUACUACAGGCCUUACUCUGCCAUGCUGUUUUAAAUAAUACAAUAUUUACAGUAUAAUACACUGUACUAAAGUAUGGUUAAAGAACGUACAACAAAUCAGUACCCUCAGUCACGUGUUUCAGACUCACAAAAUG
Danio aesculapii is the source of this 858-nucleotide messenger RNA. Its product is annotated as cerebellin-1. The record is from RefSeq and is a predicted model, not a curated record. The coding region runs from base 40 to 624 and encodes 194 amino acids. Gene Ontology annotation, cellular component: synaptic cleft; glutamatergic synapse. Lineage: Eukaryota; Metazoa; Chordata; Actinopteri; Cypriniformes; Danionidae. Gene Ontology annotation, molecular function: protein binding. The transcript is spliced from 3 exons.